Messenger RNA from Eupeodes corollae, 1127 nucleotides. RefSeq names its product neuropeptide CCHamide-2 receptor-like. Bases 288 to 1127 code for a protein of 279 amino acids. The transcript is spliced from 5 exons. Lineage: Eukaryota; Metazoa; Arthropoda; Insecta; Diptera; Syrphidae. Gene Ontology annotation, cellular component: membrane. Gene Ontology annotation, biological process: G protein-coupled receptor signaling pathway. The record is from RefSeq and is a predicted model, not a curated record. Gene Ontology annotation, molecular function: G protein-coupled receptor activity.
GUUUGAUAAACAUUCCGUCCGUCGUCGUCAUCAUCGUCUAUAGUCUGUGAAAAUAUCACAUCAACAUUACAAAGCUAAAAGAGCCGUAGCACUCAACUCAAAAAACAAGCUACAAAAUGAUUUUCCUUAAAUUUUCAAAAAGAUAAAUGAGAUUCACGCCGACAAAACAAAAAGUGUGUGUUUCUUUUGUGAAAUUCCAAACAUUGGAUAAUUAGGUUUUCGUUUUUGAAUUUGUUUUUUUUUUUGUUAUUUAAUAUAAUUACCAAGAAAUAAAUAAAAAAAACACCAUGAUGGAGGAUUCAAUAUCAAUGAAAUGGAAUAUUUCUCAAAAUUUCAAUAAGACAUUUAUACAUCCUCCACCGGUUAUUGAUCCCGAAAGCGAGUAUACGCCUUACAGUGAGCGCGUCGAGACUUAUUUGGUACCAGCUGUUUUCGCUAUAAUUUUUAUUGUUGGCGUAAUUGGAAAUGGAACAUUGGUUGUGAUAUUUUUUCGACACCGUGCAAUGCGCAACAUUCCAAACACAUACAUUUUAUCAUUGGCACUAGCAGACCUUCUGGUAAUUAUAAUUUGUGUACCUUUGGCCUCUGUGCCAUACGUACUCGAUUCAUGGCCAUGGGGUGCAACGUUGUGCCGGGUCACCGAAUGUGCUAAGGAUAUUUCGAUCGGAGUGUCAGUGUUUACGUUAACAGCUUUAUCUGGUGAAAGGUACUGUGCCAUUGUGAAUCCACUGAGAAAAUUACAGACUCGUCCUUUGACGGUUUUAACUGCCACAUUGAUAUGGAUGUUGGCGAUAUUGUGUGCUACACCGGCGGCAUUAAUUUCGGACACGCAGGAUGUGCAACUACCGAAGAAUUUGACAAUAACUUAUUGCUCACCAUUUGGACACUAUCCAAAUCAUUCUCCAUAUGCAAAAUACACGGUUGUGGCAAAGGCGUUCGUAUAUUAUUUGCUUCCACUUUCCAUAAUUGGAGCCCUUUACAUUCUGAUGGCAAACCGAUUACACAUAAGCGCCAGGGAGAUGCCAGGCGAGGCAUUAGGUAUGCAAAGUAGGGCACAGGCUCGUGCUAGGCGUCAUGUUGCACGCAUGGUGGUUGCAUUUGUCGUUGGAUAUCCGAUUAACAGUUGA